AUGAAGCCGCAAGAGGUCUCGCAGCUGCCCGCAAGCUUGAAAGCGUUGGACUUCAAAGCCGUGGAGCCGCAUCUCGCUGCCCUGGACAAGCAUCUCACGCUCCGAACCUACGUCGAGGGGUACACGCUCAGCCAAAUUGACACGGACAUUUGGAUCACCAUCCGCACAAAUCGAAUCGCGACAGCGGCACUGAAGAAGGGGAGCUUGGUGCAUGUGUUGAGGUGGUUCAACUACAUUGAGCAAACUCACCCCGAGAUCCAGCAAGAGAUCAAGGCCAAGGAUGAAGCUGAGAAGGCAAAGAAAGCGGUGCAGAGCAAGGCCGGAGCAAGCUAUAACAUGGCGCUGCAGGAUGUCGAGAAGGGCGUUGUGACUCGAUUCCCCCCGGAGCCAUCCGGAUACCUGCAUAUUGGACAUAUUAAGGCGGCGCUUCUGAACGAUUACUUCGCACACGAGUUAUACAAGGGCACGCUACUUCUGCGAUUCGACGAUACCAACCCUUCGAAGGAGAAGCAGGAAUUCCAGGAUUCUAUUAUUGAGGAUCUGAAGCUGGUGGGCAUCAAGCCCGAUAAGACGAGUUUUACCAGUGACUACCUGGAAGACCUUUACCAAUAUGGCAUCCGUAUGAUCAAGGAGGGCCAUGCCUACGCCGAUGAUACCGACCAGGAGACCAUGAGAGCCGAGAGAAUGGACGGAAUCGCCAGCAAGAACCGGGACAAGAGCGUCGAGGACAACCUCGCUAUUUUCGAGAAAAUGAAGGAGGGUAGCGAUGAGGGACGAAAGUACUGCAUCCGUGCAAAGAUGUCCGUCGACAACCCGAACAAGGCCAUGCGCGAUCCCGUCAUCUACCGCUGCAACGUUGAUACGCCUCACCACCGCACCGGCACUAAAUGGAAGAUGUACCCUACGUACGACUUUGCCUGCCCGAUCGUGGACUCUUUGGAAGGGGUCACCCAUGCUCUGAGAACGACCGAGUACACCGACCGAAACCCGCAAUACCAAUGGUUCCUUGACACGCUCAAGCUACGUCAAGUGCAUAUGUGGGACUUUGCCAGAAUGAACUUCAUCCGCACCGUGCUGUCUAAGCGAAAGUUGACCAAACUGGUCGAUACUCAGACCGUCUGGGGCUGGGACGAUCCUCGUAUGCCGACUAUCCGCGGUGUGCGUAGGCAUGGAAUGACCAUCCCGGCCCUCCGCGAUUUCAUCUUGAAGCAAGGCCCGAGUCGAAACAUUGUAAACAUGGACUGGACCAACUUCUGGGCAUCCAACAAGAAGGAAAUCGACCCAGUCGCACCGCGACACACAGGUGUUCUUGAGAAAGAAGCUGUCAAGGCCACCCUCACCAACGGACCCGAGAAGGCGUAUACCGAGGAUAAGCCCAAGCAUGCUAAGAACCCAGCAGUAGGUACCAAGAAGGUCGCUUUCAGCAAGCACCUGCUCCUUGAUCAAGAGGACGUCAAGCUCUUUAAGCAAGACGAGGAAAUCACGCUCAUGGGUUGGGGUAAUGCGUUCGUGCGGAAAGUCACUGGCUCGAAUCCUAUUACCGACGUUGAGCUCGAGUUGCACCUCGAAGGCGACUUCAAGAAGACCGAGAAGAAAGUCACUUGGUUGUCGACUGAGGGGCAGGAACUGGUGAAGGCCGAGGUGUGGGAGUUUGAUCACUUGUUCACGAAGGACAAGCUGGAGGAAGAGGAUAACUGGGAGGAUUUCGUGAAUAAGGACAGUGCGAAGAUGGAGGUACAGGUGACUGACGAGAAUGUGAAGGGGUUGAAGGAGAACGAUAUCAUCCAGUUGGAGCGCAAGGGGUUCUUUAGGGUGGACAAGGCGGCUGGAGAGGGGCAAGCGGUUGUGCUGUUUGGGAUUCCCACGGGCAAGACGAAGUGA
Molecule: messenger RNA, 1881 nt
Organism: Drepanopeziza brunnea f. sp. 'multigermtubi' MB_m1
Lineage: Eukaryota; Fungi; Ascomycota; Leotiomycetes; Helotiales; Drepanopezizaceae
Biological process (GO): glutamyl-tRNA aminoacylation; translation
Cellular component (GO): cytoplasm; methionyl glutamyl tRNA synthetase complex; cytosol
Molecular function (GO): ATP binding; glutamate-tRNA ligase activity
Source: RefSeq, a predicted model, not a curated record